Messenger RNA from Elgaria multicarinata webbii, 715 nucleotides. It is a transcript of the gene RPL18, whose product is annotated as ribosomal protein L18. Gene Ontology annotation, cellular component: ribosome; cytosolic large ribosomal subunit. Gene Ontology annotation, biological process: translation. The transcript is spliced from 7 exons. The record is from RefSeq and is a predicted model, not a curated record. Bases 82 to 648 code for a protein of 188 amino acids. Lineage: Eukaryota; Metazoa; Chordata; Lepidosauria; Squamata; Anguidae. Gene Ontology annotation, molecular function: structural constituent of ribosome; RNA binding.
UUGUCUCUCCUUUCCCAUAAUUCUUUGCGCGGUUGCGGCCUCUUCCUUUCUCUUUUUUUUCCAGGGGCAGCCGACGUCGGCAUGGGAGUCGACAUUCGCCACAACAAGGACCGGAAGGUUCGACGGAAGGAGCCUAAGAGCCAGGAUAUUUACCUUCGCCUCUUGGUCAAGCUCUACAGAUUUCUUGCUCGACGGACCAAUGCAAAAUUCAACAAAGUGAUCCUUAAACGGCUCUUUAUGAGCCGCACCAACCGGCCUCCACUCUCUGUAUCCCGCAUGAUCCGCAAGAUGAAGCUCCCAGGCCGGGAGAACAAAACCGCUGUUGUGGUGGGUACGGUGACAGAUGACGUCCGCAUCCAGGAGAUCCCCAAACUGAAGGUUUGUGCCCUCAGAGUGACCCAGGGAGCCCGUAGCCGCAUCCUGAAAGCUGGAGGCCAGAUCAUGACUUUUGAUCAGUUAGCCAUGGCUGCCCCCAAGGGCCAGGGAACAGUGUUGCUUUCUGGACCCAGGAAGGCCCGUCAAGUUUACCGGCAUUUUGGCAAGGCCCCUGGCACCCCCCACAGCCACACUAAGCCAUACGUCCGAUCCAAGGGCCGCAAGUUUGAACGGGCUCGAGGCCGCCGUGCCAGUCGAGGCUACAAAAACUAGAUUCUUAACGUAUUUGAAGGGUCAGAUGCACGUAAUAAAAGUUACCACGAUCAGUACAAAUUAACAA